Fonsecaea erecta is the source of this 2595-nucleotide messenger RNA. RefSeq lists its product as hypothetical. Bases 1 to 2595 code for a protein of 864 amino acids. The transcript has 3 exons. Gene Ontology annotation, molecular function: transcription cis-regulatory region binding; zinc ion binding; DNA-binding transcription factor activity, RNA polymerase II-specific. The record is from RefSeq and is a predicted model, not a curated record. Gene Ontology annotation, cellular component: nucleus. Lineage: Eukaryota; Fungi; Ascomycota; Eurotiomycetes; Chaetothyriales; Herpotrichiellaceae. Gene Ontology annotation, biological process: positive regulation of transcription by RNA polymerase II.
AUGGAGGUCCAGAUCCCCUCUCCGUCUGUUUUCUUAAGAAAGUCUCCUGUCAUCACCCCCGCGCCCGCGGUCCAACCGAAGAAGUCGGCUAUCGCAAAGCAGAAGACCAAUCCUCCGCCCAAGUCCCUUAACAAAUCUGUUCAGGAUGGGGCGGUGACGAAGCCGAAGCAAAGCAAGAGUCGAAAUGGUUGUAUGACAUGCAAGAAGAAACGGCUAAAAUGCGACGAGACAAAACCCUCUUGUGCCCAAUGCCAGAAGAGAAGCGUGGUAUGCGAGGGCUACAAGAAGGACUACAAGUGGAGGACGUUUGAGGAAACCACGUUUGGCUCCCGACCUGCCACAAAGAGGAAAGCAUUCCGUUCCAAUUCCUUCUCACCGACCCAGAAUGUCGCCAGACCCCUUGAUAUCGCCGGUGGUGGAAGACCGGAUGCCAGACAGGAGGGCUUGGACGCCGCUCAACCUCCCCAAACAUGGUCCCCAGGCCUGCAUUCUGCCUUCGAGACUGCGGCUCAUGCAUUUCAGGACCAGGGCGAGGGCCACUUUCACCCUCAGGGAUUGGUGUCCAGCCGAGAGCAGCACGUCGAGGUGGAGUUUGAUCAGGAACAGUCGCCGCCUCUACACCUCACCACCCCGGAUUCUAUCUUCAUGCCUGCUUUCAAGAGGGAAGCUAUGUCUCCGGACCUGACAUUUGACGACUCGGUGGAUCCUUACAGCCUAACCACAACCACGACAAGCUCCUCUGUCAAUGAUAGCAAUAGUGCCAGGUCUUUCUCCUCCGGUUCCCCCCAACUUCUGGACCUGAUCAUGCCCUCGGGAUCGGAAAUGAACCCACUGUCUGAUGCUUGCGACCUCGAUGGCAACAUACCUGUGGAAGAUGACUUCGACAAAGAAAUUAUCAGGUCGGAUGCCAUCGCCACAUCGGCAGCGAUGUCCGCCUUGCAGCUUCCCACGCCUUCAUCGAUGCUUGACCCCAGCUUCUCCAACACACCGUUUCAAGCUUUCCGUGCGUCUUCUCCUACCCCUAGCGAAACUUCGACGGCAUCUUCCAAAUCCAGCGAUAUGACCAUCCUCGCCCAGCCCUCUCUUGACGCGUCUUCCCCAGAGAUGCUCAUGCUUCGUUUCGACAAGCAAACUUGUGGCAUCCUAUCCGUCAAGGACGGUCCGACAGAGAACCCGUGGCGGACAUUGAUCUGGCCGUUGGCCCGAGAAUCUCCUGCUCUGUACCACGCUAUUUCAUCCAUGACCGCAUUUCACGGUGCUCAUGAGAUUCCGAACCUCCACAUGCCAGGGAUGCAACACAUGACGAAAGCGAUCAAACGCCUUGCCUUCGAGAUCGAGAACAUGCGACUCGAUUCGGCAUUGGCGACUUCAUUGGCACUUGCAUUCAGCGAAGGCUGGGAUCGCCACGUGAGCACUGGUGUCCAGCAUCUCCGUGGCGCCAAAGUCAUGGUCAACAACGCCCUAAUCAGACAUCGGCGGGACAUGCAGAUGGGCCAGAUGACAACACAAGAUGCCAACAGACUCAAGUUUCUGUGCAAUACAUUUGUCUACAUGGAUGUGAUAGCUCGGUUGACGUCUCUGGAAGAAGCACCCGACCUCAAUUUUGAGGAUAUUCUCUCAACCGUCAACUCGCCGUUUGGAGACCAGGUCGAGGUCGACCCGCUCAUGGGCUGUGCCACGACCUUGUUCCCGCUGAUAGGUCGCGUCGCCAAUCUCAUACAACGGGUGCGCAAGACCGAGUCAAAUUCUCUGACGAUCGUCUCCACCGCAUUGGAGUUGAAAGAACGCCUUCUGCAGUGGCAAGUGCCCAGCGUUCUGAUCUUCGAGCGGCCGGAAGAUCCGAAUUCGGAAGUCCAGCACUCAAUUCAAACGGCGGAAGCUUACCGAUACGCUACGUUGCUCUAUCUACACCAAGCUGUGCCGGAAAUUCCUAGCGACCCAGCGGCAUCCCUGGCGAAGAAAGUCUUGGUGACCUUGGCGUCCGUGCCCCUGUCGUCAAGAGCAACCAUCGUCCACAUCUUCCCUCUUUUUGCGGCAAGCUGCGAAGUCACCGACCCGGACGAUAGGACCUGGGUGAUGCAACGCUGGCAAGCGAUGAUCAGGCGUCUGAAGAUUGGAAAUGUGAACUCGUGCUGGAAUGUUGUCCAGGAAGUCUGGGCUCGCAGGGAUGCGUACGAGGAAGAAAAGUCGAGCAGACUGCUAAGGCAAUAUGCGAGUCGUGGAGUGCCAGGGGGUAAUUUCGUUCCUCCGGUCCUAGAUAUGCCACCGGCAUUGAAGAGAAAGUCCCAUACAGUGGAUUCUCUGGGCUUGGGAGACAGCCGGCCUUUCAGCCAUGGCCAAAACCAAGCUCAGGGCCGCGGACCAGAAGAAGUUGAUGCAACAGGUCGGCCGAUCAGACGUCGCCUGACGCUAGACUCAGCUGGAAGCGCGAGCGGCAUGUUAGCUAUGUCAGCAACGAUGCCGCCUCCCCCAACCUCCCUCCCUCAGCGUCAUACAAGCGACAUCAUGUCCCCGGACCAACUGGAACCCGAAUAUACCGUGCGAGGGCAAUUGCACUGGUCGGGUGUUAUGGCAGACUGGCAGUGGGAAGAGUAA